AUGACCGAGAAAUUGAUUCAAAUCGAUAGCGAAUUAGAAGAAGAAGACACGGAUUUUAUUCCACAGGAUGCUUCAAGUUCAGAAUCGUCGUUUUCAGAUGCAGAUAGUGGUGAAGAAGAGGUGGAAGGUGAAAACGAAGAAAAAGCAGAGCAAACCAAGGCUUUAGACGUUCAAGAAUCAAAAAAAGCCGAAUCAUCAAAUCCUAAAGAGGAUUUAGAAGAAAAAAAAGAAACUAAUGAGGAGAAACCUGUAGAAGAGCAACCUGAAGCUGUUCCAGCACCAGUAGAGUCCGUCACGAAAGCGAAUGAAAAAGAAUACUCAACAGAACAGCCGAAACAAGUACCCUCCAAAGAACAAGAAAAACCAAUUGAAAAGCCUCAGUUGAAAAAGAGACCAUUGGUGAGAAAGAGGCGUGAAUCCCCUCUAGCCAAAGUUCAAGCCAAGCAAGCUGCGAAGAAGUCAAAGCCAAAUACUUUAGAACAAGCUCAGCAAAACUGGUCUGAUUUUGUGAAAGAAAAAGACAUUCAAGAUGAACUUCGUCUCGCUAACAAAGAUGGAUUUGUUGAGCGCCAAGAAUUCUUAGCUAAGACGCACUCUGCUUAUGAAGAAAAAGUUCGCUCCAUGAGAAAAAUUCCUUAA
Messenger RNA from Schizosaccharomyces octosporus yFS286, 639 nucleotides. Its product is annotated as Swr1 complex subunit Swc5. The record is from RefSeq and is a predicted model, not a curated record. The coding region runs from base 1 to 639 and encodes 212 amino acids. The transcript has a single exon. NCBI's taxonomy places the organism in Eukaryota, Fungi, Ascomycota, Schizosaccharomycetes, Schizosaccharomycetales, Schizosaccharomycetaceae.